Messenger RNA from Letharia columbiana, 507 nucleotides. RefSeq lists its product as uncharacterized. The transcript has a single exon. The record is from RefSeq and is a predicted model, not a curated record. Lineage: Eukaryota; Fungi; Ascomycota; Lecanoromycetes; Lecanorales; Parmeliaceae. Gene Ontology annotation, biological process: protein histidyl modification to diphthamide. Gene Ontology annotation, molecular function: metal ion binding. The coding region runs from base 1 to 507 and encodes 168 amino acids.
AUGCCGGAAAGAAGCUACACCCAAAACCACUACGAAGUCCUUGGCCUCCCAUCUAACCCCUCUACAAGCAAAGACCUCACAGACCAAGACAUCCGCCACGCCUACCGCCGCGCCCUCCUCCUUCAUCACCCCGACAAAUCCCGCCCUUGCCCCGCCUCACCGUCGACUUCAAAAUACACCAUAGACGCUAUCACCCUCGCCUACAAAACCCUCACUGACCCCAGCGCCCGCUCCGAACACGACCUCUCUCUCAUCACAUCGUCGUCCGCGACAAGAGUCCCGGUCCAACCCUCACACCCAGGCCUGGAAACCGUGGAUCUAGGUGACAUGGGCUAUGACGAGAAAGAACAGAUGUGGUAUCGUGGCUGCCGGUGUGGGAAAGAUGGUGCCUAUGUGAUUACGGAGGAAGAGUUGGAGUUGAACGCCGAGUAUGGGGAGACGAUUACGCCCUGUCAGGGAUGCAGUCUUUGGUUGAGGGUGACUUUUGCUGUCGCCGAGGAUGGGUGA